AUGUUGGGAAGAGCGGGAUUAGGCUUCGCAGGUCUCUUCUGGAUGGCCUCCGGCCUUCUGUUGAUGUGGUUUACAUUCCUGGGAGGCACAAAAAACAGCAACCCGCUGAACAGGAUCUACUUCCUCGAAGCUGCCACCAGCAACAUCCCAGGCGCUCCGGCGACAUCCAGAUGGACUCUCUGGAAUCUUUGCCCUGUUGUUGAUGGCAAGAAUGACUGUGGAUCGAAUACUCCCGACUUUCCGUUUGACCCCGCGAGCCCCAGGAACUUCGGCACUGAUGUCAAUGUCCCGUCUCGAUUCGUUCAACACCACAACCACUACUUCGUUACUUCUCGCUUCAUCUUCCCGUUCAUGCUCAUCGCCUUGUUCUUUGGCGUUUUGUCUUUCUUUACGGGAUUCAUCGCUAUGUGCGUUCGGGUUGUUGGCCACGUUUCUGGCGUGUUUGCCUACAUCGCCUUGACAUUCCAGACCAUAGCUACCGCUAUGAUGACUGGUGUCUUCGUCCAAGGCCGCAACGCCUUUAGCCGUAACGGUCAGCCCUCCAAGGUCGGUCCCAUGGCUUUCGGUUUCAUGUGGGCUUCGGUUGUCCUGCUCUUCUUCUCCGCCUUGUGUUACUUCUGGGGCGGAAGUCUCAGGCGGGAAGACGGCGGCUACAGUGGCCGGGAACAAAGACGGCGAGGCUUCUUCUCUUCUCAGCGCUCGUCCAGCGUGAGAAGCAACAAGGAGACAAACGUCUAA
Molecule: messenger RNA, 738 nt
Organism: Aspergillus chevalieri
Lineage: Eukaryota; Fungi; Ascomycota; Eurotiomycetes; Eurotiales; Aspergillaceae
Product: SUR7/PalI family protein
Exons: 4
Coding region: 1-738 (245 amino acids)
Biological process (GO): fungal-type cell wall organization; septin cytoskeleton organization; cortical actin cytoskeleton organization
Cellular component (GO): membrane raft; plasma membrane; cell cortex
Source: RefSeq, a predicted model, not a curated record